This is a messenger RNA of Parnassius mnemosyne (clouded apollo), 897 nucleotides long. NCBI's taxonomy places the organism in Eukaryota, Metazoa, Arthropoda, Insecta, Lepidoptera, Papilionidae. The record is from the annotation of a GenBank genome assembly.
AUGCCUGAGCCUGUGUAUGAAGACCUUUUGUGUUUAGUCACACCAAUUAUAGCUAAACAGGAUACUUGCAUGAGAGAAGCUAUUUCACCGCAUGAACGUUUAAGUGCAACAUUACGAUUUUUGAUAACUGGUGGAACAUAUAAAGAUGUAAUGUAUUCGUCAGCGAUAUCAAGACAGUCAAUGGGGUACAUAAUUCCUGAGACAUGUGACGCAAUCUACUCUGCACUGAAAACAUAUUUGAAGUUCCCGAGUUCAGAAGAAGAAUGGCUAGCAAUUGCUGAAGAGUUUGAGCGUACAUGGCAAUUUCCAAAUUGUUUAGGAGCCGUCGAUGGGAAACAUUUAGCUAUAGUCCCUCCUGCCGGAGCCGGCUCACAUUUUUUUAAUUAUAAAGGGUAUCACAGUAUUGUACUUAUGGGAAUUGCAAAUGCAAAUUAUGAAUUUAUUUAUGUAGAUAUUGGAACAAAUGGACGUAUUUCUGAUGGAGGUGUAUUACAAAAAACUACAUUCUUUCAAAGAUUGAAUUCCAAGCGCUUAAAUCUUCCUAGCCCCAGAAAACCAAGCGGUCAUUCAGAAGAAUUGCCUUAUGUAUUUAUUGGCGACGUGGCUUUUGCUUUGAGGACAGAUUUUAUGAAACCGUACCCACAAAGGCAAUCACAGGCUAGCUCAAGUAAGAAGAUAUACAAUUAUAGAGUAUGCAGGGCUAGAAGAAUUAUAGAAAAUGUUUUUGGAAUUCUGGCGGCAAGAUUCCACAUUUUUCGAUCGCCUAUAAAUACCAGUGUGCACAAUAUUAACAAAAUAGUUUUGGCAUGUUGUGUAUUGCACAAUUUUUUAAGGAAAAAAUUAAGACAAGCUUACAGUCCACAUCAGCACUUACAUAGUGAAAAUCACGAAAAUUGA